GACUCUGGUAACCUGUCUCUUGACCUCUUCAGACAAUUCCUUCCAGACCCGAUGGGGGCCCAGCUCUGCUUCCAGGCUGACGCGGAGGCCGAGGUGCCCCCGGAGACCCUCUGCUUCCACGCCCAGGCCAAGGGCGCGCAGGUGCUCCUGGACGCCAGGCGGAGCACAGCGUACCGGCUGGCCACUUUCUGCGACGGCAUCGUGUUCAGCCAGCGGCCUGUGCGGCCCGGGGAGCACGUGGUCCUGCGCGUGCUGGGGCACGAGGACCGCUGGCUCGGCGGCCUCCGCGUGGGUUUCACGCGCCUGGACCCUGAGAGCACGCCGGCGCCCAGCCUGCCCCCCUUCGUGUGCCCGGACCUGGAGCAGCGGAGCCCGACGUGGGCGGCCGUGCUGCCCGAGGGCUGCGCGCUGGCUGGCGACGUGGUCCGCUUCUGGGUGAACCGCCGCGGCCUGCUCUGCGCCCAGGUCAACGCGGGCCCGAGGCUCCUGCUGCGCAAGGGCGUGCCCCUGGGCUGCCCCCUCUGGGCCGUGAUGGACGUGUACGGGACCACCAAGGCCAUCGAGCUUCUGGAUCCGGCUUCCAGUGCCUUCCCCACAGCCUCGCCCUGGGCCCUCCCUGACGAGACUCCAUCUGACCCUGAAGCCACAGCGGCAGAGGAGUGUGCCAUCUGCUUCCACCAUGCUGCCAACACCUGCCUUGUGCCCUGCGGCCACACACACUUCUGCGGCUGCUGCGCCAGGAGGGUCUUCAGGGACACAGCCAAGUGCCCCGUGUGUCGCUGGGAGAUCGAAGCGGUGGUCUGGGCACGGGCCCCUCCUGCUCCGAGAACCGAACCAGGCCUCCCGGUGCGGGAGGCGCCCCUUGGAGGAGAGACCCAUGAGUGCUCCAACCCUGGGCAUGGGACUUGACCUUUGUGAGCCUCUGUUUCUUCAUCUGCAAAGUGCAAAUAAGAUCGUUCCCUUUGAUGGUAUCUUUUUCCCCCCCAGCUGGAUACCUCCAGGGUGAGGGCAUUACUUGAAUCCUGUUUCCAGUGACUACCUCCUUAUUGACACUAGGGAAACCUGACCUUAGAAAUGAUCCCUGACCAGAAGCGGACUUUCAGAAUGGUGCAGUAAGGACUUCUGUAAAUCUGUUCUUCCAUAAAAGCAACAAAAACACUGGCAAGAUUAUCUACAGAUCAUACUUGGAUAUUAACCAGAGGCUAACAACAAUCUGAAGAGGGUUAUCAAGAGAAAACUGCUGAGCUUUGGAAAACUGUGGCCCAGGGAGGAGGAAUCAUCUUACAAAUGAUGGGACAAGAAUUAGAAUCCUCGCUACUUCCGGUCAAGACAGUGGUGCAGCACCAGGUACUAGAAUCCAUCCUGGUAUGAACACAGCCUCGUCUGUAUCCUUGGGACACACCGG
Messenger RNA from Molossus molossus (Pallas's mastiff bat), 1405 nucleotides. RefSeq names its product neuralized E3 ubiquitin protein ligase 3 (gene NEURL3). Lineage: Eukaryota; Metazoa; Chordata; Mammalia; Chiroptera; Molossidae. The coding region runs from base 52 to 909 and encodes 285 amino acids. The transcript has 8 exons. The record is from RefSeq and is a predicted model, not a curated record.